UCCUCAAUACUUGUUCUACAUCAUCAAAAACACACUUGUUUUCUUGAAUUUGCAUAUUUUCGUUUCUGAAAAUGUCUUGCUGUGGAGGAAACUGUGGUUGUGGAUCUGGCUGCAAGUGCGGCAACGGCUGUGGCGGAUGCAAGAAUUACCCAGAUUUGAGCUACAACGAAAGCACCACAACUGAGGCUUUGGUGCUUGGGGUGGGACCUGAGAAAACAAGCUUCGGCACAAUGGAAAUGGGUGAAUCCCCUGCUGCUGAGAAUGGCUGCAAAUGUGGAUCUGACUGCAAGUGUAACCCUUGCACUUGUUCUAAGUGAACAAAUUAAAUCUUAAUUAAGCAGAGAUGGAUGGGUGUUAGCCUUUUAUGGCUAAGAUAAAAAAUAACUAUAGUUUUUAAAAUGUAGUUUAUAGUUGUGUCUGUUGAAAACAGGGGGAAAUUAUGUGUUUUUUCCUCUGUAAUAAGGAAGAGUAAUGGAGUCUGAACAAUGUUUGGGUUCUUGUUAUUGUGGCGUUGUGUAUACAAGUAGUUGUGUGGUUUGUAACAUGAGCAUCUCUGCUUCUGGUGUUUUAACCUAUGUUAUUUCCUUUUUCCCGAU
Molecule: messenger RNA, 596 nt
Organism: Nicotiana tabacum (common tobacco)
Lineage: Eukaryota; Viridiplantae; Streptophyta; Magnoliopsida; Solanales; Solanaceae
Product: metallothionein-like protein type 2 B
Molecular function (GO): metal ion binding
Source: RefSeq, a predicted model, not a curated record